Messenger RNA from Salvelinus sp. IW2-2015, 1803 nucleotides. Its product is annotated as ER lumen protein-retaining receptor 3. Gene Ontology annotation, molecular function: ER lumen protein retrieval receptor activity. The record is from RefSeq and is a predicted model, not a curated record. NCBI's taxonomy places the organism in Eukaryota, Metazoa, Chordata, Actinopteri, Salmoniformes, Salmonidae. Gene Ontology annotation, biological process: protein retention in ER lumen; endoplasmic reticulum to Golgi vesicle-mediated transport. Gene Ontology annotation, cellular component: endoplasmic reticulum; cis-Golgi network; membrane.
AGAGGUAAUACGGAUUUUGCAGAAACUGGCAGCCACGUCACCGCUACAGGUCUGACCAACUUUCCCAGCCCUUUGCGGACAGUGCUGCAGAGGAAUCCCUAUGCAGAAUAUCUAUAAUAAACGUUUAUGAGCAUUUGUAGUGAUUUCCAAAGAACAAGAGGACAUAACAUUUGGGAACAUUGGAGUUAUUUGGGCCUUUUUGGGGGGAGUCUCAUUUCACAUACGUUAUUGUUUUGACUUCGCCUGAAGACUACUUGGAGGCCUCAUUUUUACAGAUUUUUCCCAAUAUUUCGGCUCUUUCUUUUUGGAAUACCAAAACAGCACUAUGAAUAUCUUCCGUCUAGCCGGUGACGUGUCACAUCUCGUUGCUAUCAUCAUUCUAUUUAUGAAGAUACGGAGGUCCAAAUCCUGUGCUGGUAUUUCUGGGAAGUCUCAGGUGCUUUUUGCGUUAGUCUUCACUACAAGAUACUUGGACCUGUUCACUAGCGUAAUCUCCAUCUACAACACAGUUAUGAAGGUGGUCUUCCUGGCUUUGGCAUAUGCCACUGUGUACCUGAUCUACAUGCGCUUCAGGAGCACCUUCGACUCAGAGAGUGACUCAUUCCGUGUUGAGUUCCUGCUUGUGCCUGUGGCUGGGCUUUCCUUCCUGGAAAACUAUGCAUUUGCCCCACUGGAGAUCCUGUGGACCUUCUCCAUCUACCUGGAGUCAGUGGCCAUCUUGCCCCAGCUCUUCAUGAUCACCAAGACCGGCGAGGCAGAAUCCAUCACCACCCACUACCUGUUCUUCCUGGGUCUCUACCGAGCCCUGUACCUGGCCAACUGGGUGUGGCGCUACCACACCGAGGGCUUCUUUGACCAGAUUGCUGUGGUGUCCGGUGUGGUGCAGACGAUUUUCUACUGUGACUUCUUCUACCUUUACRUUACCAGGGUGCUCAGAGGAAGUGGAAAGAUGUCCCUGCCCAUGCCCAUCUAAAGAGAGUCAGUGCUGUUUUAAGCGACAGUUGAACAGCACCUCUGCCCUCCAAUCAUACUUAGUAAUGGACUACAGUCUGCAGUGUCACAGUACCCCCUGUAUACCCUGGGGGGUAUAUACUGUACCCAGAGGGCAACCGUCGUGUUGUUGGUACCUGGUGUGUUUGUUGGUGUGCUUUUCCCUCGACUAAAAGGACCAAAGAACGUUGUCCUAUGUUUUUGUGGAUGAGUGUGUGGAACUGAAUGUUAAUGGGAAUUGAGUAAAUUGAAUACUGUGGAAAUUUUUAUUUUAUUAUAUUUUUUUCAUGGAGGCAGAUAUUGUCCCGCUUGAAUUAGUCCAAUGGAGUUUGUGCCUUAAUUUUACUUUUCUAGUAAAUGGCAUAUUUGAAUGUCUUAUUACAUCAGAAUGGUGUAAACAUUGUAUAUAUGUGAGACAUUUGUUCUGCUUUCCUGUCUUUUCACAGUUUCUACAUAUAACAGUGACCAAACUUCAAGGCGUACAUUGUUUCACCAAGUAGAGUUCAUUGGGAGUCUUGUAUUUGGGCUGCUAUGGGUGAUAUUUGCCAUCCUUGUCAAGAGUUAUGCUAUGUUCUUCCCUUUAUGAAAAUAAGUCCAUGGAGAUGCCAUACAGAACGCACUGUCAUGUAUGUAACUCUUAUAUCUGUCCACUUCUUGACUGAACCAAGRUUCUUCUUAAAUAUGUUGUAUUCUGUACUUUGAUUUUACCAGUCAUUUCMWUUCCUUUAAUAUUWAUGCAUUUCAUUAAGCAAAAYGAAUACACAUUUUUGUGAUGUCACAGUUCAAACAAAAUAUAUUUUGUAUUUGAUGAGG